Molecule: messenger RNA, 856 nt
Organism: Vollenhovia emeryi
Lineage: Eukaryota; Metazoa; Arthropoda; Insecta; Hymenoptera; Formicidae
Exons: 5
Source: RefSeq, a predicted model, not a curated record
UCGUUGAGUUCUCGUCGUGAUAAUACUUUUGUUAUGGAAGUUAUGCCUGGAGGAAAGAAGGAUUCAAAUAUAUAUAUAUAUGAUGAUUAUGUAUAUCAUAGAGACAGUCGCUAUGAUAAUGUCUUUCGAUGCAAAACACGUCAGACAACGAGAUGUCGAGGUUCAGUUAUGCUUCUUGAUAACAAUAGUAUACAUGUUUUACAAGAACAUAAUCAUCCAAAGUCCAAUUUUGUCAAAGCUCAAAUUGAAAUGAAAGAAGAAAUGCUAAGACUUUCUCGCGAUACUCAUAUUGGAUUAAAACAAAUAUUUGAUUCAGUUUGUAGAAGUAAUCCAGAUACAGCACAAUAUUUAAGUUUUCCUGCUAUAAGAUGUAGCAUGCAACGUGAACGAAUAAAAAGUCGACCUCCUGUACCUGAUACAUUAGCAGCAUUACGUGAUAUUUUGGAAAACUGUGAUAUAAUAAAAAAUGUGUAUAAAGGAAGCGUAACUACAAAUGAUGGAAAAACUGCAAUAAUUUUAUCUAGCAAUUAUUUACUAGAAGCUUUAUCAUCUGCUACAGAACUCUAUGUAGAUGGAACAUUUUCUGUUCUCCCGCGCAAACCUCAUAUUAUGCAACUUUACUCUGUACAUACACGAUACAUGGAUACGGGCAUUGCAACAUUAUUCAUUUUGUGUGAUGUGCGUACGGCUACUAUGUAUGAUAUUUUGUGGGAUAAAAUUAUACAGCUGGUACCACAACUUAAACAAAACAUUAAUUUUGUAAUGAGUGAUUUUGAAAUGGCUGCAGUAAAAUCGCUUAGUACGAAGUUUACCACAGCAAAGUUAACUGGAUGUUGGUUCCAUUUCAACCAAGUAU